UGAGACCUUUUGCCUCGCGGCCGACCGGCCCCAGCGCUCUCAAGCACGCCCCACCCCCCUGAGGCCUCCGACGUCGUGUGAUCUUUUCGUCCUGGUGGAUGUUUUGAUCGAGAAAAAACGACGCGAGGAGGUCUCUGGGCGGCCUCCGCAGGCCCGAGAGAUGGCCCGCUCCGUCGCCGCCACCGCCGCGGUGCUCCUCGCUGGCUGCUGCGCGCUGGGCGCGCUCUCCGGAGCCUUCGUGCCUCCGCCGGCGGCGAAGGCCGCGCCGCCCGCCGCCGCCCUGGGCGCCGCCGCGCUCGCGGCGCCGCUCGCGGCGCACGCGGAGGGCGACGGCGUGUGGAUCCCGGCCCUCUCUGCGGUGGGGGCCGGCUUCGCCAUCGGCCUGGCCGCCAUCGGCUCCGGGGUCGGCCAGGGCAUCGCGUCGGGCCGCUGCAUCGACGGCAUCUCCCGCCAGCCGGAGGUCGCGGACGACCUGAGGGGCGUGCUGCUCCUGUCGCUGGCCUUCAUGGAGUCCCUGACCAUCUACGGGCUCGUCAUCGCCCUCGUGCUGCUCUUCGCCAACCCGCUCAUCAAGUGAGGGCGCGCGAGCUGAUGUGCGGCUCCGCCCUGUCGGGCGGCGGGCCAACGACGGCCCGCCUUGGGAGCGGU
Messenger RNA from Prorocentrum cordatum, 648 nucleotides. Lineage: Eukaryota; Dinophyceae; Prorocentrales; Prorocentraceae. The record is from the annotation of a GenBank genome assembly.